Messenger RNA from Sungouiella intermedia, 1791 nucleotides. The record is from the annotation of a GenBank genome assembly. NCBI's taxonomy places the organism in Eukaryota, Fungi, Ascomycota, Pichiomycetes, Serinales, Metschnikowiaceae.
AUGUCUGAAUCGAGCUUUUUCGCCCGCAACAAAACGGCAAUUGCUGUCACCGUCUUGGCUGGUGCCUCGGCCGUCGGUGCCUACUACUACUAUUCGCAACAGGCCAAUCAGAGUGCCUCUGACGAAUCGAGUCCUAGCAAGAAGAAGAAGUCCAAGUCGAAAAAGAAGAAGGCAACCAAGGAUGACGAAAAGUCUGCUGAAGACGUUGUGGCUCAUGAUGAUGAGAAAGUGCCAUACCCAGUCAAUGCACAGGGCUUGCCAGAUAUAACCGAAGAGGCGGUGGCUCAAUUGUCCGACAGCGACAAGGAGGAAUGGGCGCUUGCAUUGAAGAAGGUUGGAAACGACAAAUACAAGCAGGAAAAGUUUGAAGAGGCCAUCACAUUCUACACGGCCGCUUUGCAGGUGAAGGAGGACCCAGUGUUCUACCUGAACCGUUCUGCGUGCUAUGCUGCUUUGAACAAGCACGAGGAGGUUAUUGCCGAUGCAACCGCCGCCAUCAACAUUAAGAGAGAUUACGUCAAGUGUAUUUUGCGUCGUGCCAACUCGUACGAGGCUUUGGAGAAGUAUCCGGAUGCUAUGUUUGACUUGACUGCUUUGACCAUUUACGGUGGCUUUAACUCGAGAUCUGUCGAGGAGGCUUUGGAGAAGGUGUUGCAGAAGCACUCCAUCAAGAUCGUCGAGGAGAACUUGAAGAACAGAGUACCUGAAUUACCUUCCGCCUCCACCAUGGGUUCGUUCUUCGGUGCUUACGUCACCGAGACUGCUCCUGAAGGUAUCUCUGAGGAGUCCACGGGUGCAGACAAGUACUUGUUUGAUGCAUUGGCUGCUGUCAAUGCCAACACCGUCGACAAGUAUGAGGACGCCGACUCGCUUUUCAACCAAGCCGUUGCUGCCUACGACAUUGAGAACUUGACCAGUGAAUCUGAAAACGCAUCCAAGGCCUCCAUUGCUUUGGAGUAUGCUGCUGCCAUGCAAUUCUUGAAGAAUAUCCCCAAUGAAGCCAGCGAGCUUAUCGAAAAGGCCAUGAAGUUGAAGCCUAGAGCCAGAACCUACGUCAUGAGAGCCUUGAUCAACGCUGACAAGUCCUCGUUCGCUGAAGCUCUUGCUGAUUUCGACACCGCACAGAAGAUGGACCCAGAAAACGGUGAUGUGUAUUACCACUUGGGCCAGUUGUACUACCUCACUACCCAGUUUGAUAAGGCUAAAGAGUACUUCACUAAGGCCGCAGAGUGCAACCCUAACAACGUGUACGCCUACAUCCAGUUGGCAUGUAUUAUUUACAAGAACGGCAACUUUGAGGAGGCUGAUGACGCUUUCAAUGAGGCCAGAUUGAAGUUCCCAACUUCCCCAGAGGUGUUGAACUACUACGGAGAGAUCUUGGCAGACCACAACAACAUUCCAAGCGCCAUCAAGCAGUAUGAAGUUGCCGCUAGAUUGCAGGAGGGUUUGCCAAACUUCAGUGUGGGUGCCGUUCCAUUGAUCAACAAGGCCUCUUUGAUCUCCAGAGAGGGCUUGCAGAAGUUGCCAGAGGCCGAGGAGUUGCUCACAAAGGCUUGUGAGUUGGAUCCUAAGUCUGAAAUUGCCAGAAUCUCGCUUGCCCAAGUCAAGUUGCAAUCUGACAAGCCAGCCGAGGCAAUUGCCUUGUUCGAGGAGGGCUCUAGAUUGGCCAGAACUUUCGAGGAGAAGGUCCAGGCCACCUCAUUCGCUGAGGCCACCAAGAUGCAAUUGAGAAUUAAGGCUGACGAGGUGUUGAGUGCCAAGAUCAGUGAGUACAUGAACAGAAACCUCUAA